GGGGUGGUUGUGGCGGCGGUGACGGCGGUGACGGCGGAGGCGGCGGCGGCGGCGGCGGCGGGUGGCGGCGGGCUGCCUUCAACCGUUCCAACCCCAAAACCCCCUGGAAUCUCGAACUAGCCAACUGCCAACCAAGACGCCCAUGGAUGUAUCCGCAGCAUCUUUUUCCUCCCACCUCCAGUUAUCCAUGUUAAAGUUUCAGGCACCGGGUUUUGUUGGCACCGAACCCCGCCGGGGGGGAGAAGGAUGUCCCACGGAAAUCUGCCUCAGCAUCCCACCUCCCCUUUCUAGGUGGGUCGUAUUUCGUGCAGCGAAGGUGAAGCCGCUGACGCCAUUGAGCAUUGUUGUUGGUUGCUUGUGGAGGGGUUCAUUGCAUACAGCAUACAUACCACCUCAGUAUUGCAUCCAGAACUUCCACCUCGCUGCCGGCAUCACACCCAUAGUCGGUUCAAAUGCUGCAGAGGGAACUGCUAUAGAUGCAGUAUAUACAUGCUAAUUAUAAGCCGAGAGGGUUGGACAACACGGACUGUGUAUACACAUACAUUGAUUGGAUGCAACCAUUGUAAUCCGAGGUGGUGUCUUUUCAAUGUAACUGGUACCUUAUAUAUAUUCCGUUAGUACAGAUAA
Molecule: messenger RNA, 627 nt
Organism: Lasiosphaeria miniovina
Lineage: Eukaryota; Fungi; Ascomycota; Sordariomycetes; Sordariales; Lasiosphaeriaceae
Exons: 2
Coding region: 143-496 (117 amino acids)
Source: RefSeq, a predicted model, not a curated record